UCACAAUUCACAAGUUCAUAAACAGAGCCCGACAAUGAAGUUACGGUUGAGACUUCACGAGACGAGAGAAACCUUAAAGCUUGAAUUGGCCGAUACAGGCACACUCCAUGAUCUCCAGCGACGGAUCAAUCCCACAGAGCCUUCCUCCGUUCAUCUAUCGCUUAAUCGUAAAGACGAGCUCCUCGCAUCUUCGCCGGAGGAUACGCUCCGAUCUCUUGGUGUAACAUCCGGUGACCUUAUCUACUACUCUCUCGAUCAAUCUGCUUUUACUUCAUCGGUUCAGGUUGGGGAAUCUUCGAAUUGUGAAUCGGGAGCUUCUCAAUCGGAGAGUAAUCAGGCGGCUGUUCACGAUUCGAUGGGUAUGGGGUACGGAGAGGUUGAUGUUGUCCCCGAUCAAGCGAAACCUAAUCCGAAUUUCAUCGUAGAAGAUCCAGCAGAAGGAUCCAAGGGGGAAAAUUCGGGUAUGGAGGGUCCAGAGCCGAUGGAUGUGGAGCAGCUUGACAUGGAGCUCCCUGCCGCUGAAAGCAAAAGGUUAAGUGAACCAUUCUUCUUGAGAAAGAUAUUGCUUGAGAAAUCUGGUGAUACCAGUGAGUUGACUACUUUGGCUUCGUCGGUUCAUGCUGUUAUGUUAGAAUCUGGAUUUGUGCUUUUCGAUUCCGGGUCUGAUAAGUUUAGCUUUUCGGAGAUGUUACUUACGGCAUCCUUAAAGUACACUCUACCUGAGCUAAUUAAGUCUAAGGAUGCCAAUACAAUCGAGUCAGUUACUGUGAAGUUUCAGAAUUUAGGCCCUUGGGUUGUAGUUUAUGGAACUGUAGGUGGGUCUAGUGUGAGAGUGCACAUGAAUCUUGAUAAGCGUAGGUUUGUGCCCGUUAUUGAUUUGGUUAUGGAUACGUUGAAGUCUGACAAAGAAGGGUCUUCGAGCAUCUACCGUGAAGUGUUCAUGUUCUGGAGUUCGGUAAAAGAUGGUCUUGUUAUCCCGUUGUUGAUUGGUAUUUGCGAUAAAGCUGGCUUGGAACCCCCACCAUGCUUGAUGCGCUUACCAACAGAGCUAAAACUGAAGAUACUAGAGUCGCUUCCUGGCGUGAGUAUUGCAAAGAUGGCUUGUGUUUGUACAGAGAUGCGGUAUCUAGCUUCGGACAAUGACUUGUGGAAACAGAAAUGCUUGGAAGAAGCUAAGAGUUUCCUGGGGACAGAAGUGGGUGAUUUGGUUAAUUGGAAGGCAAGAUUUGCUGAUUUUUGGAGGCAUAACCAGCUUGCUGCUACUUGGAGGCAGACACAUCAUGCAAGAAGGAACGUUUCCACGGGAAGAAGCCCCAUGCGAUUCCCUUGGAUUAUUGGAGACCCCCCUUUCACAUGGUUUAAUGGGGAUCACUUGCAUGGACCCAUAGGUAUUCACCCAGGACAACCAGCACGUGGGCUUGGUGGAAGAACUUGGGGUCAGCGCUUUACUCCCAGAUGCAACCAUGGAGGAAUUAACUAGCAAACAUCCUGCUGAGAAAAUGGAACUGGUGUGAAUCUGUUGAAGGUAGGAGAAAUAGGUGUUGUAUAUGGCUUUUCCGAUAUCAGCAAAUAAAUGGGCAGGAAACUAAUAUGUUCGAUACUUGAAAAGUUUCUUUGGUUUUAAAUGAUGUUCUCUUCUUUUUGCAUAUUUAUGCUAUGGUUGCUCUUUUAUGAGUUUUUUUUACAAGUAUAAGUACAGUAUAACAUGGCUUCUUGUUUUAUAAAGAAACAUUACUUCCUAUAUAUUGUCAUCAUUGCUCUCAGA
Molecule: messenger RNA, 1765 nt
Organism: Capsella rubella
Lineage: Eukaryota; Viridiplantae; Streptophyta; Magnoliopsida; Brassicales; Brassicaceae
Product: F-box protein SKIP22
Exons: 1
Coding region: 35-1480 (481 amino acids)
Molecular function (GO): protein binding
Source: RefSeq, a predicted model, not a curated record